UCGAUCGUCGCCGUCUCCUCGUGCCGAUCCACCGCUGCUCUGCUGGCGUCAGCGCCUAGGGUUUCCCCUCCCGCGCUCUCCCCAUGGCCCUCCGCGACUCCACCUCCGAACCCGAUGACCGCGGCGACGGCGACGGCGACAUGAGCGGCGAGGAGGAGAAGAAACUCGCCGCGAAGCCGCUGCUGUCGGGCCCGGGCCCGUCCCCGUCCCCCUCCGCGGAGACGCAGGCGCAGGAGAGCGUCGAGGAGCUCGACCGGAGGUACGCGCCGUACGCGAGGCGGGACGCGUACGGGACGAUGGGCCGGGGCCCCCUGGGCGCGGCGGAGGCGGCGCGGCUGGCGGUGGGAGCGGCCGUGCUCUUCCCGCUCCGGCUGGCGGCGGGCGUGCUCGUGCUCGUCGCCUACUACCUCGUGUGCCGCGUGUGCACGCUGCGGGUGGAGGAGGACCGCGAGGACGGGGAGGGGGAGGGGUACGCGCGGCUCGAGGGGUGGAGGCGGGAGGGCGUCGUGAGGUGCGGCCGCGCGCUUGCUCGCGCCAUGCUGUUCGUCUUCGGCUUCUACUGGAUCCGCGAGUACGACUGCCGCUUCCCUGAUGCAGCUGAUGAGGAUGAGCAUCAGGAACAGGACAAAGAAUUGGGAAGACCGGGGAUAGUAGUAUCUAACCAUGUAUCUUAUGUGGAUAUUCUUUAUCACAUGUCAUCUUCCUUCCCAAGCUUUGUUGCCAAGAGAUCAGUGGCCAGAUUGCCGAUGGUUGGUCUCAUAAGCAAAUGCCUUGGAUGCAUUUUUGUUCAGCGGGAAUCUAAAACCUCAGAUUUCAAAGGUGUUUCAGGUGCUGUGACAGAGAGAAUCCAACGGGCUCAUCGACAGAAGAAUUCUCCAAUGAUGCUACUUUUCCCAGAAGGCACAACUACAAAUGGUGAUUAUCUCCUUCCUUUCAAGACAGGAGCUUUUCUUGCAAAAGCACCAGUGAAGCCGGUCAUUUUAAGAUAUCCUUACAAGAGAUUUAGUCCAGCAUGGGAUUCGAUGUCUGGGGCUCGCCAUGUCUUUCUGCUCCUUUGUCAAUUUGUAAAUUACCUUGAGGUGGUCCAUUUGCCUGUGUAUUACCCGUCUGAGCAAGAGAAGGAAGAUCCUAGGCUGUAUGCAAAUAAUGUACGGAAAUUGAUGGCAGUGGAGGGGAACUUGAUUCUUUCUGAUCUUGGGCUAGCCGAGAAGCGUGUGUACCAUGCAGCAUUGAAUGGAUUAUUAUGUCAAAGCUAAUCUGGACAUGCCUGCUGUUAAUUUUCCUAUUUGUCCCUGAAACAUUAUUGUACAUGAUCUGAAGUCAAAGUUUGCCAUUAAUUUUUCUCACCAAGGGAUCCUUUGUAGAUGACCACACAAUUUUGCAGCAAGAAUCAGCUAGGUUUUAAACCACAGGAGUUAAUACAUAGUGUUCAAAGGGGUUACCACAGAAAUUAUAGAAACUUCCGUUUUCCUACAGCACAGGAUCAUGUUUAGUGUUGAUGUGUCAUCAACCAUGUUGUAUCUGGUGUACCUUCCCAACUAGCGAAUGUAAUAGUUUUUAUGGUUACCU
Molecule: messenger RNA, 1569 nt
Organism: Oryza brachyantha (malo sina)
Lineage: Eukaryota; Viridiplantae; Streptophyta; Magnoliopsida; Poales; Poaceae
Product: lysophospholipid acyltransferase LPEAT1-like
Exons: 9
Coding region: 84-1256 (390 amino acids)
Biological process (GO): phospholipid metabolic process
Cellular component (GO): endoplasmic reticulum
Molecular function (GO): lysophosphatidylethanolamine acyltransferase activity
Source: RefSeq, a predicted model, not a curated record